ACUCAGCAAUUCAUCCCCUUGAUCAUAACCUCUUUGCUAUCCUUUCCUCUGCAUCUUCCCCAACCCAUUUCCUUACUUUCUACUUUGAAGAAUUACCUGUUAAGAGUGAUACUUCCUGUCCCAAGAAAUGGCAUCAAGUUCAAUGUCUUCUCGGGGUUCUGGCUCCUGGACUGCUGAGGAAAACAAGGCUUUUGAGCAGGCUCUAGCCGUGUAUGACCAGGACACACCUGACCGUUGGUACAAUGUUGCCAAGGCUGUCAGGGGGAAAACCCCGGAGGAGGUCAAGAGGCACUAUGAGCGUCUCGUGGAAGAUGUCAAGCACAUCGAGUCAGGCCAAGUGCCCUUCCCCAAUUACAGGACUGCUGGAGGGAGUAACAAUGGAAACAUGGCUAACGAGGAGAAAAGGAUGAAGAAUCUGAAGCUCCAUUAGACUCUGGAUUUCCCAUUGCAUCACCUGCAAUAAAGACCUAUUAUCAUGCUCCAAAUAUGAGUUAUAUGGUCACCCUAUAAAUAGUAGUAUAGUAGCAGAAUAAUCAGUACCAGUGUCUCUAUCUACUCUUUUCAUUUCCAGUUGUCAUCUCUGUUUUUCUUUCCACUACUAAAUGUAUUCAACAUAUAGAGGAAGAGAGGCAGAAAAUGUCUCUCAAUUCCUCACGUGUUUUCAUGGUGUAAGAAAGUACGUUGUUGAAUAAUAAAUAUAUAAUGCAUGC
Messenger RNA from Rubroshorea leprosula, 710 nucleotides. NCBI's taxonomy places the organism in Eukaryota, Viridiplantae, Streptophyta, Magnoliopsida, Malvales, Dipterocarpaceae. The record is from the annotation of a GenBank genome assembly.